AAAAAAUAUGGAACUUACGACCUGAGGCUAAAGCGGGAAUUCUUCUAGGGGUUCCCCCCCCCCCUCCUCUAAAUUCCCCAUCUGUGAUUAUUUGGCAUCCCUUUAGCUCUUGGCUGAGCGGUCGACGAAGGAGUGCGUGUUAUAUGUAGCGAGAACGGCGUGACGCUCAAUGCAGGCUCAGUGCCCGCGCAGACGUCGUUGCGGCCAGUUGUUUUUCCUUCGUCGUUGUAUACAUUCGUAUUCAUACCUUUGUGAGUUGUGUAAACGGUGAAUAUGUAUAAGAAAAGCAGAGUGGAAGAAUCCAGCCACGUGUGCGACGAACCGUCUCCGAGAGUACGAUGAAUACAACGACGGCCAAAAUCUUCGAUUAGAUAGACAUACUCGAAGAAUUCAUAUUCGAACGCUGGAUCGACAAGCCGAUUGUUCUUCUCACUACAAUCGUCCAGUGUGCCUAAUUUUUCUACUACUAUAGCAAUUGACAGAAUUUAAAAAAGCAAAAAUAAUAGAAAAAUAUUAAGAAUUAUUCAGACGUCUUGAGAAUCGCAAAAAGGCACUUGAAGAUAAAUAUCAAGUGGUGACAGGCGAUCUAGCAGCUGACAUCUUACUUUUUUAAGAGCCUCAUCGAAGACUUGCGAAAUAAAUAAACACGAUUGAUCGUGGGAAUUGAUGAUAUUUGCAAAAAAAGCUGAUACAAGGAGAUACGCGAAGUGUUAAUUUCACUGUGAUUGAAAUCGCGGCUGAUAAUCUCGAUAUCAAAAGCUGUCAAUUUUCACUACUUCAGUUCAAUAUCGCCCGAUUUUUGAUGAUAAUUGAUAAGAUAUACUGAAACUGCAAAUUGUUGAAGAGAAAAUAAAAGUGUUCUUCAUUACACACAAAUUAAAAAAAAAAAAAAUCGAUUCAAACGUCGAAUACAAGUGAUACGUGUGUUAAUAAUCGUGUGGUGGAUAAGCUAAUCUAAUCGAUCGUUUCAUCGCGCUGGUUCAAGUAAUUUGCGGCGAGUUAAUGCUGCGCAUAAGGACUGAUGGAUUCAACGAAAACCAAAUCGAAGCCGAAUCCAAGGGAGAAGGCGAACAUUCUAUCGAUAUUACUAUGGUGGUGGACUAUCAGUUUAUUCAAGACAGGGUACAAGAAAGUUCUAGAAUCAGAGGACUUGUUUGACCCUCUGAAAGUCGACCGAUCGAAUCUGCUCGGAGAUCGGUUAGAAAAACGAUGGAAAAUCGAACUGGAAAAUUCGAAGAAAUGGAAACGCAAUCCGAGUUUGCUGAAGACCAUUUUCCGUACAUUCUUGUGGGAGUACUUCUUGCUCGGAAUGAUUCAGAUACUCAACGAGUUUGUGAUAAGAUUGGGCACGCCGUUGCUGCUGGGUGGUCUCUUGCGCUACUUCCGGAAGGACUCGGUCGAAUCGUACGAAAACGCUCUUUGGUACGCGGCUGGAAUAUGUAUAGCAACCGGCAUGAACGUGAUAAGCGGCAAUCAAACCAUUUUCGGAGCUUUUCACGUUGGCGCCAAGGUCCGCGUGGCCGUCUGUUCCGUGGUGUACAGAAAGGCUCUGCGUCUGAGCAAGACUGCGCUGGGCGAGACAGCACCGGGAAAAGUUGUCAAUCUGGUGGCUAACGAUGUCAAUAGAUUUGAUCUCGUCUCCAUUUUUAUCCAUCACAUGUGGUCGGCGCCUCUAUCCGCCCUGAUAGUGGCUUACAUCCUGUAUCAGGAGGUCGGCUAUGCCGGUCUCAUCGGUAUCGCCGCUAUCUUCACGGUUGUGCCGAUCCAAUCUUACACCGGCAAGCUGUCGUCCAAGUUUCGUCUGCAGACAGCAAUCAAGACCGACGAGCGAGUUCGGCUGAUGGACGAGAUUAUUUCCGGGGUGCAGGUGAUCAAAAUGUACGCGUGGGAGAAGCCGUUCUGUGCGAUGGUCGAGCUGGCUCGUAAGCUCGAGUUACGAGUGGUGACCAAGAGCUCGUACAUCCGUGGCAUCUACAUGACUUUCAAUCUCUUCACGACUCGAAUGGCGCUCUACUGCACCCUCGUCACCAUGCUGAUGUUUGGCAACGAGAUCACCGCCGAUAAAGUCUUCGUCGUUUCGUCCUACUUCAACAUUCUUGCGCAGACUAUGACUGGCAUGUUUGUGCGCGGCUUCGCCGAGCUGGCCGAGUGUAUGGUGGCUAUACGCAGGCUUCAGAGUUUCCUCCUGUUCGAUGAGUUCCAGAACAACAGCAUCUCUAAGGCGGCCUCCGACUAUUCUAGCCUCUGUUCUGAUUACAAGCAAACCGUCUACAAGCAGGAGGAGAGGAACCAAGAGUUGCCCUUCAUAGACGACGAUGUCGAGGAAAAUUAUGAAAACUUAGACGAAAAUAAUGAUUACAAAAAGCAGAACGGAUUAAUGAUCGUUGCUAGCGAGUUGCUACAGAACACCGUUGAUCUUAUUGAGGAAAAGAAGCGGUUAUCCACGUGCAACGAUGACAGUUGUGCCAUCAAAAUGAUCAAUGUAACUGCCAAAUGGGAGACUAAGCAUUCGCAAAAUAUCUUGGAGGAUUUGAAUCUGGAAAUGAAGAAGGGCAAGCUGUACGCCGUGAUUGGCAUGGUGGGCAGCGGUAAGAGCUCUCUUCUGUCUGCGAUUCUAGGUGAGAUCACCGUGACGGGAGGUCAAAUCAAGAUCAACGGCAGCAUCAGCUAUGCCGGUCAAGAAGCCUGGGUAUUUGGUGCCACUGUUCGACAGAACAUACUCUUCGGACAACCUUAUGAGCGCCACCGAUAUCAAAAGGUGGUUAAGGCUUGCGCCCUGCUGCGCGAUUUUAAACAGUUCCCGCAGGGCGACCAAACCAUAGUAGGCGAACGUGGCAGCUCAUUGUCUGGGGGACAGAAAGCCAGGAUAAAUCUGGCCAGGGCCCUGUACAGACAGUCGGACAUCUACCUCUUGGAUGAUCCUUUAAGUGCGGUCGACGCACACGUCAGCAAACAUUUGUUUCAAGAAUGUAUUCAGAGAUACCUAGCCGAUAAGACUAGGAUCUUGGCGACGCAUCAGCUGCAAUACAUAAAGGGAGUGGACGCCAUUAUAUUGCUCGAACAAGGAAGAAUAAAGUACUUUUCACAUUAUCAAGAUUUAUUGGAGUAUCGACCCGAGUACGGAGUACUCUUGGCAGCGGAGAACGAGAUCGAUGACUCGUCUUUAGAAAAGAGCAUGAACAUGAGACGAAAGUUUUCCUCCGCGAGUAUUAGAAGUCGUACUCCGGACGCCAGUAGUGGUGCCACAGAUGACGAAGAGGAAGACGAAGAUGAAGGGCAACUAAACAAUGGUCUUGAGGGAACAUCACGUGGUAUAGUUAAAGGAUCUAUAUUUAUCAAGUUCUUCCAAACUGGUGCCAAUUUAUACAUGGCCUCCAUUGUUCUAUUGCUGUUCAUCCUCACGCAAUUUAUUGUCAGUCUCAGCGACUUCUUUGUGCCUUUCUUAGUCAAUACUGUGGAAAAUCAAAAAUAUCUAGCCAAGCAACAUAGCUUGAAUCAAACGGAUAUUUACGAGAACAUAACAACGAAUCAUUUAGGUACUAUUUUCUCGGAUGAUGAGGAUAUGAUGACAUAUAUCUACAUCUACACAGGCAUUGUGCUGGGCAUUUUCAUUAUCGGUAUUACCAGGUCGCUAUUUUUUUAUAAAACGUGCAUGACUUGUAGUCAGCGUUUGCACGAUAUGAUGUUCAGUGCGUUAAUUCGCACGGGAAUGCGAUUCUUCGACACCAAUCCUAGCGGUAGGAUAUUAAACCGGUUCUCCAAGGACAUGGGCACUAUCGACGAAUUAUUACCCAAGGCUUGCCUGGAUGCCGGGCAGAUGAACAUGAUGAUGUUCGGCUCGCUGAUAGUAACCUGCAUAGUCAAUCCCAUCUUCUUGGUACCCAUCGUGUUUAUUAGCAUAAUAUUUUACUGGAUCCGCAAAGUUUAUCUUAAGACCAGUAAAAAUGUCAAGCGACUGGAAGGAAUAUCUCGUUCGCCAGUAUUUACUCAUCUAAAUGCCACGUUGAACGGUUUGACAACUAUCAGAGCGUACUGCGCUCAAAACAUACUCAAGCAAGAAUUUGACAAGUUGCAAGAUGUACACACGUCCACAGUUUAUAUGUAUAUCGUCACUAGCACAGCAUUCGGAUUUACUCUGGAUAUAUUCUGUUUCUUUUUCAUUUCGCUUGUCACCUUUAGCUUUUUGCUAUUUAAUCGAUCAUUUUCUGGUGGCGAGGUUGGAUUGGCUAUCACUCAGAUAAUGGCAAUGACCGGAAUAAUUCAGUGGGGAAUGCGACAGAGCGCCGAGGUGACGAAUCAGAUGAUGGCGGUGGAACGCGUGCUGGAAUACAUUCAACUUGCGGCAGAACCGAAUUUAAGAGAUAGAGGAACGUAUCUAAAGAAGAAAGACAAGGAAAAUCUGGCAUUGCCGGAUAAUGCACCCAAGGGCUGGCCUAAUGACGGUAGCAUCGUAUUCAAAAAUGUUUAUAUGCGUUACUCAGAUGACGAUCCGCCUGUUCUUAAGAGCUUGAACAUGGUGAUCUAUCCCGGGGAGAAGGUUGGUAUUGUGGGAAGAACUGGUGCCGGAAAAUCAUCAUUGAUAGCAGCUCUAUUUCGAUUGGCGAAAGUGGAGGGAAUUAUUGAGAUCGAUGGCAUAAACACGGGCUUGAUCGCCUUGGAGGAUUUGCGACGCAAAAUAUCCAUCAUCCCUCAAGAUCCUGUAUUAUUCUCAGGCACUCUAAGACGUAAUCUAGAUCCCUUCGAUGAAUUCCCCGACAGGGACUUGUGGGAAGCACUCGAAGAGGUUGAGUUGAAGGACGCGGUCGGCAUUAACAACGGGAAUGGUUUGGAUAGUCGCGUGUUUGACAGAGGCAGCAAUUACAGUGUCGGUCAAAGGCAAUUGGUAUGCUUAGCGCGAGCCAUUCUGAGAAACAAUCGCAUAUUGAUGCUGGAUGAGGCGACCGCGAACGUCGAUCCGCAUACCGACGCGCUGAUCCAACGCACCAUCAGAAAAAAGUUUGCGGCCUGCACGAUGCUCACGGUUGCGCAUCGAUUAAACACUAUAAUGGAUAGCGAUAAGGUUCUGGUGAUGGAUAAGGGUCGUAUGGCUGAAUACGAUCACCCUCAUAUAUUAUUGCAAAACAGCUACAGUCAAUUCACUUCGUUGGUAAGAGAAACCGGUCCAGGCAUGUACGACCAACUCCUCAAGAUAGCUAAGCAAUCGUAUGUAAACAAAUAUGGAGAAACAUGAUGAAACAUGGAUUUAUGAAAAUAAAUAUUUGUUAAUUGAAUUUUUUUUUGAUUCUCCGCUUUUUAUACUCAAUCGAGCUCAAAGCAUGGGUCGUUCAAUAUAUGUGAUAUGAUAUAUCUGUAAUAUAGAAAGAACAAAAAGAGUAUAUGUAAAGAAGACGUUAUUGUAUUUGCAUGCAGACAAGUUUCACUUAUAUUUUCUACAAGUUUAAGAAAAUUGUUGUAUGCCUUUCUUCGGAACAUUCUUGUGUAGACACGAUACUUCUCAUAAGUAUUAUAAUGCGUAUCAGCGUUUACAGAGAAUCAUAUUUUUGCAUGUCAUGUAUUUAAUGAUCGUUUUGUUAGAUUAUUCUCACUAUCAAGUUUUUUCAUAUGAUGAUCACAGUAAUACGUAUUAUAUUUCUUUAUAUUCAAGCUUUUACUUAUAUUUUUAGAAAUCAUAAAUAUUUCUAAAUCUCUUAGUAAAAUGAGCGUAUAUAAAUUUAAUUUGGUCAGCGAGGUAACGCAAAGUUUGUUUUAAAAACAUGGGUUUAUACACUUAACAAUAAGAUAAUAUUUAUAUAUUGUGAACAUUUCAUCGCAUUAUCAUAACAUUCAGCACAUGUAUAAAGUAGAAUCUAAAAAUGAAAAUUGCUAUAUAAUUUGUGAUUUCAACAAUUUAAAUAAAUUUAUUUAUAUCAAAGCCAAUAAAAUAUUUAUUGAAAAUAAUAGUUAAUAACAGUUAUAAUUUAUAUCGAUUAUAUCGAUAUAAAAUAUUAUAUCGAUUUCUCUCUCUCUCUCUCUCUUUCUCUCUUUCAAUCUGUGAUUUUUUCUCAGCAAAGAUUGCAUGGCGGCUCUAAUGAAAGAUUUAUAGUUCGCGGUAUCGCAAAUAUAUAAUUAUAAUCGACACCAAAGAAAUAUUCCGAACUAAACUCAGAUACUUAACAAAACAAUAUAUACUUAAUUUUUUUACUUGUUGUAAUUAUACGUUGUAAUUAUUGUUAUCACAUUUAUUAAAGCAUAAAAAUAAGCUCAAUAUUUUUGUAAACUGCAUUUACAGACUAUAUAUAUUGCUAUGAUGAAAGUCUCGAUAUAAUAUUAACAAGUAUUGAAGAAAAUCUACGAAUAAGUGAAAUAAUUAUACAACAGGUUUAUUAAUAAUAUCGCAGUAAUGUUAUGAUAAUAUAUUGCAAAUGUUGUUUGCUGUUAUACGUAUCUUAUUAUAUAGAAUACGGAGACUGCGUUUGCCAAGCAGAUUUUAUAUAUAAAUAUAUAAUAUAUAUUUUUUUAUAUUUAUAUAUAGUUUACUAAACUAUUACAAAAAUAUUCGUAAAUGUAUAGAUUUACGAAUUAAUUUUUACUCGUACGAAUAUCUUUGUACUCGUAAAUAAUCAUUUUUGCAUAUUUGAUGAGCUCAGGUUAGAAGUGAUUUUUUGUAAAUUACUUCAUUAUUAAUCUCUCUUCAUUAUAAUCCAAAUCUUUCCAUCUUUUUGCACGAUUAGUUAUACAAAUUCUCCUGCGCUGUAUUAUAAAUUAUGUUAAAUAAAUAUAUAGUAUAAAUUGUUAAAUACUAUGUAUAUAUAUAGUGUAAGCUUAUACGAAAUGAAUUAUGCAUAUAAAAAAUAUUGUAUAUAAAUAAAUCAAAUAAAUAAACCAAAGUACAACAAAAUAUUCAAAAAGCAGAAAAAAUAUAAAAA
Cataglyphis hispanica is the source of this 6905-nucleotide messenger RNA. Its product is annotated as ATP-binding cassette subfamily C member 4-like. The transcript has 17 exons. The record is from RefSeq and is a predicted model, not a curated record. Bases 1022 to 5230 code for a protein of 1402 amino acids. Gene Ontology annotation, molecular function: ABC-type transporter activity; ATP binding; ATP hydrolysis activity. Gene Ontology annotation, biological process: transmembrane transport. Gene Ontology annotation, cellular component: membrane. Lineage: Eukaryota; Metazoa; Arthropoda; Insecta; Hymenoptera; Formicidae.